This is a messenger RNA of Eupeodes corollae, 660 nucleotides long. RefSeq lists its product as uncharacterized. The record is from RefSeq and is a predicted model, not a curated record. NCBI's taxonomy places the organism in Eukaryota, Metazoa, Arthropoda, Insecta, Diptera, Syrphidae. Gene Ontology annotation, biological process: DNA integration. The coding region runs from base 1 to 660 and encodes 219 amino acids. Gene Ontology annotation, molecular function: nucleic acid binding. The transcript is spliced from 2 exons.
AUGAAGGCACUGGCAAAUAGUUACUGUUAUUGGACGGGAAUCGAUCGCGAUAUUGAGGAACUAGUAAAGAGCUGUCGUGAUUGUGCAAAGGUACUUACAGAGCCAAGCAAAGUUCAAAUUCAUCCAUGGGAAGUUCCUGCUCAACCUUGGCAGCGCCUGCAUAUCGACUUUGAGGGACCAUUCAUAGAGUAUUUCUUCUCAGUGAUCGUUGAUGCAAAAACGAAAUGGUUGGAGGCAUUCCCAAUGAGGAGUAUUACAAGCUUUUUCACAAUUCGCGCACUUAGAGAAACUUUCUCAAGACUCGGGAUUCCGAGUACACUUGUGUCAGAUAACGCGCAACCCUCGACGAAUAAAAAAGCGGAACGUUUUGUACGGAUCCUAAAAAAUGGACUUCGAUCGUCAGUCAAUGACCCUGGCGAUUUACACGCGAGGCUACACCGUUUACUUAUGCAGUACCGAAAGACUCCAUCUACAGCAACAGGAAAGAGCCCAGCCGAAUUAAUGCUAAUAUUUAGUUUUCGAACAAGACUUGAUUUGUUGAAAUAUACAUACGCGGGGGAGAAUGAAAGAAACAACGAAUGCAAGCGGAGUUGUGAUGUUGAAGAACUGGUUCAAGUCCGCUACUAUCAAAACAAGGAAACCAGCAAAGUCGACGAUUAA